Hyla sarda is the source of this 637-nucleotide messenger RNA. Its product is annotated as prostasin-like. Bases 8 to 637 code for a protein of 209 amino acids. The transcript has 3 exons. NCBI's taxonomy places the organism in Eukaryota, Metazoa, Chordata, Amphibia, Anura, Hylidae. The record is from RefSeq and is a predicted model, not a curated record. Gene Ontology annotation, molecular function: serine-type endopeptidase activity. Gene Ontology annotation, biological process: proteolysis.
UCACAUCAUGCCCAUCUGCCUGCCCUCCGUCUCCUUCCCCUGUGGCAUGGAAUGCUGGGUCACCGGCUGGGGCGAUAUCGGCUAUAAUGAGAGUCAGACAGCACCACGGACCCUCCAGAAGGUGACAGCACAACUGAUGGGCCGAAAAGAGUGUGACCAGAUGUAUCAUGAGAUAUUAGCAGUGGUUUCCAACUCCAGGAUCAUUCAAGAUAACAUGAUAUGUGCUGGAUAUGAAGAAGGACUGAGAGACACCUGCCAGGGAGACUCUGGAGGACCUCUGGUGUGUAAUGUGCGUGGGGUCUGGUACCAAGUUGGCAUCGUAAGCUGGGGUUAUAAGUGCGCUCUACCAAGAAGACCAACCGUAUACACCCUGGUGUCCUCCUACCAGUCAUGGAUGAAGAUUUCCAUCCCAGAUAUCAAAUUCACCAAAGUGACUAAAAUCCCAGAGCCAAGUGUGAGAUGUUCAGGAAGCCUCCUCAUGCCAGAUCCAAUGUGGACACUUCUGAUUCUACUGACAUGGAUAUCGGGCUCCACCAAUCUAAGGGCCUCUCAGAUCCAACCUUGGAUUCAUCUUCCUCAAGCCAUUAAACAAUUCUUCAAAGUCUCAUUGUGUCAGGACUGUAUUGAAAUCCUAUAA